AUGACCUCCCUGGUCAGCACCUCACACCUCCAGCUGGCCGCCUUCGCUCUGGGUACGGUAGGAUGGAUCCUCUGCACCUUCUCGAUGGGAAUGGUGGAAUGGAGAGUGUGGCACGUGGACAACACCACCGUCAUCUCUUCUGGCAUCGCCUGGGUGGGCAUUUGGAAAGUCUGCUUCAUCAGUUACCUUCACAUCUCACCUGGCUACAAAGAACAGUUCUGCCAUAAAUUCAGUGGCUAUGACUCCUUCAUUCCCCGCGAAAUCUACGUUGCACAGGGUCUCCUAUUGAUUGCCAUGUUUGUGGGCUUGGUGGGGCUGACUGCCACAGUAUUUGCUCUGAGAAAUGUUUAUAUGGGCAUCGCUCACAAAACUCUCAUUACCCGUUUCUUCCUGGUGGGUGGCCUCUGCUACAUAUUCGCUGGUCUGUGCGUCCUGAUUCCUGUCAGCUGGAAUUUCUACUCCGUAGCUCAAAACCAGAGCAUCUCUUUUCCUCCUUCUUACUACAUGCCCACCAGCCCAGCAGCACAGGACGCCGGCGCUGCCAUUCCUAUCGGGAUUGUGGCUGUCAUCCUCCUGCUGCUAAGUGGAACUUUUUCUCUCUCGUACAGAUUUCCAGUGGCCACAAACACAACUGUAAAUCCUGAUGGGAUAAACCUCCCCUCUGCUGUUUCAGAACAAGAACAGAGUCAAGAGAUAAGAACGACAUCAAGAGUGAUUUUAUAG
Messenger RNA from Colius striatus (speckled mousebird), 723 nucleotides. It is a transcript of the gene CLDN34, whose product is annotated as claudin 34. Bases 1 to 723 code for a protein of 240 amino acids. Gene Ontology annotation, cellular component: plasma membrane; bicellular tight junction. Gene Ontology annotation, biological process: bicellular tight junction assembly; cell adhesion. Gene Ontology annotation, molecular function: structural molecule activity. The record is from RefSeq and is a predicted model, not a curated record. NCBI's taxonomy places the organism in Eukaryota, Metazoa, Chordata, Aves, Coliiformes, Coliidae. The transcript has a single exon.